Hypomesus transpacificus is the source of this 3488-nucleotide messenger RNA. RefSeq names its product arginyl-tRNA synthetase 2, mitochondrial (gene rars2). Bases 135 to 1871 code for a protein of 578 amino acids. The record is from RefSeq and is a predicted model, not a curated record. NCBI's taxonomy places the organism in Eukaryota, Metazoa, Chordata, Actinopteri, Osmeriformes, Osmeridae. Gene Ontology annotation, molecular function: arginine-tRNA ligase activity; ATP binding. The transcript is spliced from 20 exons. Gene Ontology annotation, cellular component: cytoplasm; mitochondrion. Gene Ontology annotation, biological process: arginyl-tRNA aminoacylation; mitochondrial translation.
AGAGUUCAUAGGUCAAUCAAGAAGGAAGUGUGCUGAAUGUCAUCAACAGCCAGCGUGACUGAAUGUAUUAAACAUCAUUGUAUAAUCCAAUAAUAGAGCUUAUUAUCAUGCAACUUUGAUGUCGAUGUGAGCGUAUGGCGUCUUUCUUUAGAAGGAGUAUUGCAUCGAAGCUGUCAAGGAUUUUGGGACAGUCCGAAGAAGUAUUCAUAGGAGCUCUCUCUGCAGUUCCAGUCUCAAAGAAACAUUUGUCUCCAGAUUUCAGGCUCUCGGUGAGCACCUUAAUAAAAAAUGGAGUCAUCUCACCCAAAGGAGACAUCCAGUCACAGACAGAGGCCCUGGCCAAAGAGUUGGAGCAAGACAGUGUGGUGGAAGAGAUAUCUGCUGGACGUGGAGUUAUCAACUUUAAACUCAGCCGGAAAGUCCUGGUAGAGAAAAUAUUGCAGCAGUUGGGAGAGAGAGAUUUUAGGUUUGGUGCAAAAAGUGAACUUUUUGCUAGCCUUGAAAAAGGAACAACUUUGGUGGAAUUUAGUUCUCCAAAUAUAGCAAAAAAGUUUCAUGCGGGGCAUCUGCGUUCUACAAUGAUUGGUAACUUUAUUGCCAAUCUAAAAGCAUCAUUGGGAAAUGAUGUCAUAAGAGUGAACUACCUAGGAGACUGGGGCAUGCAGUUUGGAAUGCUAGGUGUUGGAUAUCAGCGUUUUGGUUGUCAGGAACAAUUGAAAAAGAAUCCCUUACAGCACCUUUUUGACGUCUAUGUUCAGGUGAACAGAGAAGCGGAGACCUGUGAUGACAUAUCCCAGGCUGCCAGAACAUUUUUCAGGCAGCUGGAAAAACAUGAGCACCCGGCCUUGUCACUAUGGCAACAGUUCAGAGAGAUCACAGUGGAGGAGUACCAGAAGGUGUACAAGCGUCUUGGGGUCCAGUUUGACGUCUACUCUGGGGAGUCUUUUCAUCAGGAACAAGCCCGGGAGGUAGUGCAGCAGCUCCAGACCCAAGGCCUUUUGAAAACUACUGAGAGAGGUACGAAUGUGGUGGAUCUCUCCCCAUCUGGAGACAUGUCCAGAUAUGCUACCGUCCUUCGCAGUGAUGGGACUUCUCUCUAUAUCACCAGAGAUAUUGCUGCAGCCAUAAAUCGAAAAGAAAAUUAUCACUUUGAUGAGAUGAUAUAUGUGACAGACAAAAGUCAAGAAACACAUUUCCAGCAACUGUUCCAGAUCCUAUCGACUAUGGGGCACCCAUGGGCUGAGAGGUGUCGCCACGUGGGGUUCGGCCUGAUACAGGGGAUGAAAACGAGGCGUGGAGAAGUCGUGUUCCUGGAGGAUGUGCUGGAUGAGGCCCGGAGCAGGAUGCUGAAGAACAUGAGCCUGUCCAAGACCACCAAGCAACUGGACGAUCCAGAGAAUACAGCUGAAAAAGUUGGAAUAAGUGCUCUUAUAGUUCAGGACUUUAAAGGACCCCUGACAUCAGAUUAUACGUUUGACUGGGACAGGAUGCUUCAAGCACACGGUGACACAGGGGUGUUUCUUCAAUACACUCAUGCACGCCUUUGCAGUUUGAUUCAGAGAUAUGGAGAUGGGGCCGGAGGUGCCUGUGAUCCGUCACUUCUACUGGAGCCAAGGAGCAUUGCAGUGUUCCAGCACCUCCUUCGCUAUGACGAGGUUCUAUACCAGGCUUCACAGGAUCUGCAGCCCAAACAUGUUGUCAACUUUCUCCUGACACUAUGUCACCUGGCCGGCUCUGCUCACAGGGAGCUUCAGGUGGGGGAAAGAACUCAAAAUGUUGCCCAGGCAAGGUUGAGGCUGUUUAUCGGGAUCUGCUCUGUCCUGGCCAGCGGGAUGAGGGUCCUGGGUAUGACACCGGUAAAGAAAAUGUAGCUAACAUUGAAGUGUACAAACAACUCUGUAUGCAAGUUGUCUCUGUUGUGUAAUGUAAAUACAUGUAAAGAGUAGGGAUGGGACGUAUGGCACUGACGCAUCAAUGCUUGUGUCGCAAAACCAAUACGCACAGUUUCGAAAGUGUUUUGGAGCUUGUAUUAAAUUACGAAACCACGUGACAGAUGACAUUCAAUGCUUCAAACCUCACGAACUGGUUCGAAGUUUUGCCGCUCUUCUGAACCAGAGCCAUGGAAGGAACGAAGCCACCGCUUCUUGUUAAAGACAAAUCUCACAUUGUCAGAGAAGCAGCACCAGGCAUCGCUAGAGUUUCUUCCAUCAGUCAUUAUUAUUUAGCCAAAUCCGUAUAGUAAUAAUUAUAAAUCCGUGCAUUUGUGUUGUGUUAUUUUAUUGAAAUGAAACGUAACAUGAUAGGACUAGGUAGGUCUAUACAGUGCCCAGAAAACAAAUGUUGAUGAUUCGUCAACAUUGUCAACAGUAAUAAUAAUUUGUAAAAAUAAAGUUCCCCCAGUUCACAAUAGACCUACAUAUCACAAAUGUUAAGAAAAAAUCGGUGUUAUCUAGUUUAAUUGAUAUAAAGACCAUAUCGUAUAAAGUCCGUCCACCCGCAACAAAAAGUAAUGAUUUCUUCGGUGGUGUAGUUGGUUAAAGCAUUGUACGCCAACAUAUUGUUCAUGCGAAUCUGGAAUCCUGAGUUCGCGCCUCAAUGCAGGGACCCUCGUACGACGUUCUUUAACUUUUACUGUGAGAAAAUGACAAUUCUAAAGGCCUACGGAUGUAUCACAACAUUUUAAUGUGUGAGAACUAAUAGCAGAUCAAAAUGAACACAUGUAGCCUUAAUUAAAUAUUGAAUAACGUAGGGUAGUCUACCGUCGGAGACAACCACUACGCCUCAUUCAGCCAGUUUUAGCGGCUGCUAGAUGACGCUGUUCAAUUUCAAUGCGCCGAUAGUUCGGCUCUUUGGGCCGGCACAAUCCGGAAGAAACCACCAAAGCUUCACAAGGCAUCGUUCGCCCAUCCCUAGUAAAGAGCCUUAUUUGAACCAAACAUGAUCAUGUUAAAUAAAUAGACCACAUUUUCCAUGGGUAUGUGUCAUUUACAGUCUUAUAUAAACGCCUUUUGUGUAUUCAGUUUAGUCAUGUACAGACAAAAACACAACAUACAUACUAAUCACAGAACUGUGUUGCCGCUAGGACAUUAUCAAACAUGUUUAACAGAACAUGCAUAUCGUCUAGAAGAUUCAGCACUGCCCAACACAGUGGUUCAUAAGGUUUAUAAGAAAACUGCAUUCCCUCAGUAAAAAGCAAGAGGGGAAUGAAAUACUGCUGAUCUUGUACUAUAAUUUGCGCCUCUGCUCCAUAUUCAUCAAGGAUAAUGCAGACACAAAUCACCUGUGUGCUGAAAGUCCAUUCCCUUGAUUAUGCUCCAGCAUCUCUGAUAUAAUGAUUAACCAAAUGUGUCAUGAUCCAUGGAAGCAGCGUCCUGACUGGACAGAGGCCUGUGGAAUGACUGUCAUGAGCAGCUACAGUGUUGAUAAGCUCCAGGCUCUACGUUCACACAGUUAUCAAUUUUUGUCGGGACUCCGUAUCCGUGUCCGCC